This is a messenger RNA of Purpureocillium takamizusanense, 2995 nucleotides long. RefSeq names its product pre-mRNA cleavage and polyadenylation factor (CPF) complex subunit, variant 2 (gene PFS2). Gene Ontology annotation, molecular function: protein binding. Gene Ontology annotation, cellular component: mRNA cleavage and polyadenylation specificity factor complex. NCBI's taxonomy places the organism in Eukaryota, Fungi, Ascomycota, Sordariomycetes, Hypocreales, Ophiocordycipitaceae. The coding region runs from base 720 to 2552 and encodes 610 amino acids. The record is from RefSeq and is a predicted model, not a curated record. The transcript has 2 exons.
GCCGGCGCCGCCUGGAGACAGACAGACGACUCUCGUCGAAUGCUUCGACCGACUCAAACCUCGAGGCGCCCAACUUGAAAGCCGCCUAUCUCAACAUCCACAUCUCAUAUUCGCAAAGUUUAUCGUUAUGGAUAAGCGUGCUCGGAUGCCCUUCACAAACUGAUCGAGGCCUCAAUUGCUACCUAAACUACUGGCGUCGUGGCCGAGGACACUCGCCUCAGCAGCUACCAUGGCUUACGAGCCACGCGGUGAACAUGGCGACAGAGGCGACCGGGGCGACCGGGGCGGGCCAGAUGGGGGUCACGUCAAGGUGCGCGGUAGAAGUAAGUCAUGCUCUGAACAACACAGCGACUGAGGUUUUCUUUUCUCCCCUGCCCGCCGCGGCCUUGUCACUCAGCAUGGGCCCGGCGACCCAAUAUUGAGAUGGUGAAGCAUGAAAUAGCACGUGAGGGCCUUGCUUAGGAGAUGUGAGGUAUACGUGUGCCGGUUGAGGUCGCGUCGAUGCGCACCCCUCCAACCGCGGUCGCGGCUCGAUGGCCUUGAGCGGGAGGUUCGCGGCGCCAUUCACUACCCUCCUAUUUCAAGCCUUGCCCGUUUGGCCCUGAUCUUGUUCUCUCUGCGCCCCCGCGUUCGACGUGUCUGUAUCUCCAUCUUGUCAAUCCUUCCCAUACUGCCUCAGUUCUCCCUCGGUCGCCUAGCUUCAAGCGAAGCCAAGCAACAUGGAUAAGCGCCCUCGUCACAAAACCCCUCUCCUGGCAGCUCUAACACAUGAUCCCAUAGGGCCCGUCACCGACUACAGCGCCACUGUCACCCAUUGGCUGCGCAACCGCACAGCCAACUACAAAGGUGGCUAUACUGGAGAGGCAGAGCGGCCGAGCGCAAGCUACAUCGUGGAUAUGGUUCCACCGGCUGGACGGCCGACCUCUGCUGCUGACACCAUCCCCUCCAAGCACCUUCAUUCGUCUCUGAACAAAAUCAAGCACCCCAUCAACGUCGUACGAUGGACGCCGGAAGGGCGACGCCUACUAACAGCCUCUACAAGUGGCGAGUUCACUCUGUGGAAUGGCACGGGUUUCAACUUUGAGACCAUCAUGCAGGCCCACGACUCGGCCAUCCGGGCUCUCGAGUACUCACACAGCGAUGACUGGCUCAUAUCGGGCGACCAUGACGGCCUGAUCAAGUACUGGCAGCCAAAUUUCAACAAUGUACAAAGUAUCGCCGCACAUUCGGACCCCAUCAGAGACCUAGCAUUCAGCCCCAAUGACUCUAAAUUCGUCAGUGCGUCUGAUGACUCCACGCUCAAAGUGUUCGACUUCGCCAUGGGGCAGAUGGAGUCCAAACUCGAGGGACACGGAUGGGAUGCUAAGACCGUCGACUGGCAUCCUACAAAGGGCCUGCUAGUCUCGGGUUCCAAGGACCACCUGGUGAAGCUUUGGGAUCCGCGUACAAGCCGGUGUCUCACGACACUUCACGGCCACAAGAGCACCAUCACAAAGGUCAUGUUUGAAAAGGUGCGAGGCAUGUGUCUUGCUACGUCAGCAAGAGAUCAGACAGCCCGUGUCUUUGAUCUGCGGAUGAUGCGCGACAUUUGCCUUCUCAAAGGCCACGAAAAGGACAUCUCGACUUUGACAUUCCACCCAAUCCACCCCAAUCUUCUUACGACUGGCGGCCUGGAUGGUUCGCUAUUCCAUUACCUCCUUGACACACCAAAUCCGCCUCCAGGCCAAGCCUUGACCGUCGCGCCGUACGACAGCAUGGAUCCAACAACUACGCCAGCUCAGUCUGUCUGGCCGACGCACAAGAUACCAUAUGCCCAUGAUUACGCUAUUUGGUCACUCGACUGGCACCCCCUGGGCCACAUUCUCGCCACCGGAUCUAACGACAGGAUCACCCGCUUCUGGACACGCGCCCGUCCCGGCGAUGCCGAUGUCUUCCAGGAUCGCUACCACAUUGGCGAGGCAGCAGCCGAGGCGCAGGGCACCUGGGACCGCCGCGGAAAUCGAAGACAGCGGCAAGAAGAGGAACAGCAGGAGAUGGAGGACGAGAUGGACGCCCUCGUUGACCAGGAUGCCCAGGGGCAGAUCAACGCAGGACUGCCAGGGAUUCCCGGCCUUCCUUUGGGAGGCGGCGUCCCUGGUCUCGGGGCAGGAGGCCCGAUCCCGCCACCCAUCCUCCCAGGCGUCGGUGCUGGCUCCGGCGCGCCCCCUCCACCUCUCCCAUUCCCGUUGCCUGGGCUUAAUGGCGCACCGCCGCCACCUUUCCCUGGACUGGAUCCGAACAACCCCCCGGAUCCGGCACAGCUGCUUGAGCUUAUGAAGAAGGCCGGCGUGCCCCUCCCGCCGCCCGGCGCCCUGCCUCCCGGGCUCAUCCCUCCACCCGGAGGCGUGCCUCCACCACCUCCAGGCGGCUUCGGACUGCCGGUCCCACCCCCGCCGAUACCACCCGUGGACGCGGACAAGGCGGAAAGUGCGCGAAGACGGGCUCCGUUGCCCAGCCAGGAGGAGAGUUUGCGGCAGGAGCAGCGGCAGGGCAAGUACACCAGGGCGAGGUAGUAACCGCAUGGCGUUUUUCGGCUGGUCCUCCUGCUGCUGGAGUGUAUGAUGGAUGGGAGUGUGAUAUCUCAAGAACAUGGCGUUGCUUAGGACAAAAGGACAAAGCGGCUCGGGCGCACCUUUGUGUAGUUUGGUUUGUAGCCGCAGAGAGGACACCCCACGUCAGCAUCGAUUUCGGGUACUUUGAAGUGUAGGGUCGUCACCUAGGCAGCCGCGCAAAGAAGUGUCAUGGCAGAAAUGCCGAUUCUAUUGUGCUAUCUACUGUACACGGGGCCUACCAUACGAGCUUGCGCUCAGCUCUAUGCGAGGUGAAAGACGAUGGGGACAAAAAUAUCAAAGUUUCGCCAGUGUACCGGGGGUACCAAUGCAACAGACCGUCAAAGGGGGUAUAUAACAGCGCAAAAUAUGGCCGAUAUCCUUGUUGUUCCCUCUGGCCACGGGUC